Molecule: messenger RNA, 603 nt
Organism: Daldinia childiae
Lineage: Eukaryota; Fungi; Ascomycota; Sordariomycetes; Xylariales; Hypoxylaceae
Product: rRNA-processing protein FCF1 like protein
Exons: 3
Coding region: 1-603 (200 amino acids)
Cellular component (GO): nucleolus; small-subunit processome
Source: RefSeq, a predicted model, not a curated record
AUGGGUGUCGCAAAGAAGACGCGCAAGUUCGCACAGGUCAAGCGCAUAAUCUCGCGCCGCGACGCACGCCUCAAAGAAAACCAAACCAAAGCCGCCGACAAAGCCGCCGCCGCCGCAGCAUCCAAGCCCUCGGCCUCAGGCGACAUCGUGCGCCGCGAAGUCCCGCAGCUCCCCUCGUCGCUCUUCUUCCAGCACAACGAAGCAUUGGUUCCGCCCUACAGCGUCCUCGUCGACACCAAUUUCCUCAGCCACACCGUGCAGCGCAAGCUGCCGCUCCUCGAGUCCAUGAUGGACUGCCUGUACGCGAAAUGCACCCCCAUCAUCACCAGCUGCGUCAUGGCCGAGCUGGAGAAGCUAGGGCCGAAAUAUAGGAUCGCGCUGAGGAUCGCGCGCGACGAGAGGUGGGAGAGGUUGCAGUGUGAUCAUAAGGGUGUUUAUGCUGAUGAUUGCAUUGUUGAUCGCGUUAUGAAACACCGCGUAUAUAUUGUCGCAACCAACGAUAAGGACCUCUGCCGCCGGAUACGCAAGAUCCCCGGUGUCCCUAUCCUAAACGUAGCUCGGGGAAAAUACGUGAUUGAGAGAUUACCCGGUGCUCCUCAAUAG